Molecule: messenger RNA, 890 nt
Organism: Belonocnema kinseyi
Lineage: Eukaryota; Metazoa; Arthropoda; Insecta; Hymenoptera; Cynipidae
Exons: 6
Coding region: 234-773 (179 amino acids)
Source: RefSeq, a predicted model, not a curated record
AGCCAAGUGUCAUUUGCAGGCAAUUUUAGACUUUUUGAAUCAUAUUCAAAACAGUUGAUGUUUUUUUUUUAAUUUUUGACCAAUUUUGUGUAUAAAAUUGAAAAGAAUACGGUGGAUUAAUUGUUUUAUUAAAGUUUAAAUAAAGUUUAAAAAAUUUUGAGGUUAACUAGAUUAUUGUUGACGUUCCUGACAGUUUGAUUAUUCACAUUAUUCCACUGUAAAAAGGAUAUAAAAUGGAAAAAGUGGAUACUUUCAUACGAGAUUUAAAAGAAAGACGCAAAUUGGAGACUGACAAAUAUAAAAAAGCGGAAAUUGAACGACACGCAGAGGAAGUAGAAAUGAUGUACGAUAUUGUGCAAGCUACAGAAAACUUUAUUCAGACGAAAGAAAAUCUUGCGAAGAAUCUGAAUUUCUUAACUUUGAACAAACAUUCAAUUCGCAAAGUAAUUCAGGAAACUGAAACAGCUAAAGGUCUACCAAUUUCAAUUGAAUAUCAACAGCAAGCUAUGAAUCUUUUCACGGAUGGUAUUACUUUUAUGAAUAAUUUUAAAGAUGUACAAAGGAUUCUUGAGGCCGAUAAAAGUAUAGACUUCUCGAAACCUGCUAGUGACCUUCUGGACUGCACAAAAACGGUAGAGAACGAAGUAAGGAAAAUAAGAUUAUCAUUCAAUCAAGUGGAAGCUUUGCACUCGAAAGUAGAUGAACUAAAAAGCACACUUUUCGUUGACGAAGGUGACAAUCAUCAGGACCUAGAUGAUUCUGUGUUUCAUUAAACAAGACACUCAAUCCACAUUGUAAAAAUAUAUAUUUUUCUAUUACAAACGCGAAAUACACUUUGAAUCACAUUGUACACUUAUUUAUAUGAAAAUAUAUCACAAAACUUAUUCUAA